AUGGCGCUCGUACCACCCGUCCAGAAAGACGGCUUCUCCUAUGCCGGGGACUCGUUCUACCGUGAAGCGAGCAACCUGAACCGCCACCGUCGAGCGACACUGCCCGAGCUUAAGAACCACUUCAAUGGCAAAGACACCGAGAAUCGCCCUGCACACUGGUACGAGGCACAGCUCCUCCACUAUGGCCUACCACCAUCCAAGGUCAAAGGCACCGCUCACAAACGUCUCUUCGAUGCGGUGAUGGGCAGCGGCCUCGCCGUGCCGUCGCAUAUCCAGAAGAUCGAGACCGACCUGAAGAAGGAAUGGGCAAAGAAGGAACGGGAGGCGAAGAAGAUGUUGAAGGAAUCCGCUACUACGAAGCCACCGGCCAAGGGUACAAAGCGCAAGGCAGACCAAGUCUCGACCUCGACCAGUGUCAACGUCAGUGUUAGCGUCUCGAGUACUGGGGUGGUAGAGGUGCAGGCGGCUGCGAAGAAAGCGAAGGUCACUCCAAAGACCACGGCCAAGGAAAAGAAGGCUGCGCCGGCCGCAAAACCGAUCGCGCCCACUGCUGCCCCCAAGGAGAAGAAGAAGCAAACCGCCAGGAAAUCGACAGCUCCAAGCACUACCGUUGAAGUCGCGAAGACCACGACAGUCAAGCCAAAAGCGGCAGCUGCGGCACCAAAGGAAAAGAAGACAACCGCUCCAAAAACAACGGCUGAAGAAAAGAAACCCGCACCGGCCAAGUCGACAACUGCUGCUGCCAAACCUGCCAAACCAACUGCAAACCCGAAGCCGAAGGGGGCUGCAAGCAAGGCAUCUCAACAGUUGGCACCCUCUCAAGGCCACGAUCAUGCUGAUGCACCACCACCAUACUCGGAGUACGACCCAGGCGUUGGCUCUGGGUGGAUGGAAUCUGUGCCACCGAUCUCACCGACGAGCCCCCGACGGAGGAUUGGUCUACUUAAUGGACGAUACAGCGUGUCUUGUGACCAUGUUGAGUUAAACUUUCCCGAAUACCAGGACCGCCUGAACCUCAUUGCGACACUUGAUGGGAACGCCCUUUGGUUGAAUUUCAAUCUUGGAGUUGCUACUGGCAUGAUGAGAGUGCAGCGUCCAUAUGAAGUGAAUACAGAGGAUGCCAUCACAGUAUUCUGGCGUGGGAACGCCCUACCAAGAAUGACAAAUCAGCGUGAGCUGUUCAACAUUGACACGGACGGCCGCGCUGGCUCGUCCAAUGGGCUUUUCUUUAUGGGCGACGGUCACCUUCGAGGAUUUAUCCGAUACGGCUCAGAGAGAGAUGAUAAUGAGGUCGACCUGGAGUUCGAUGCUUACCGGCAACCAAACCAGUCGAUGACCUCUGAGAUCAGUCCUACCGAGGCGCGUGAGAUAUGGGCUUCGUUGCAGGAGCGACAAGGUUCAUAUUACUCGGAUUCGGAUUCAUACGACGAAUAUUGA
This is a messenger RNA of Penicillium subrubescens, 1437 nucleotides long. RefSeq lists its product as uncharacterized. The record is from RefSeq and is a predicted model, not a curated record. The transcript has a single exon. The coding region runs from base 1 to 1437 and encodes 478 amino acids. Lineage: Eukaryota; Fungi; Ascomycota; Eurotiomycetes; Eurotiales; Aspergillaceae.